AUGCGCUCAACGAACGAAGCCAUGCUCGAAACUACACGCUUGCGAUGGCCGGAGAUAAUCCGAAGGCAUACCUUCGCGGAAUUGGUCAACGUGGCGUCGCAGCUGCCAGCCCACGUCUGGAAACCAGCUUUACAGGAAGGCAUCAGCUUCCGCACCAAGAUUCCGGACUCCACGAUCUGGUACUACGAGACCGGACAAUCCCAGUGGUGGGCAUGGCGACGCCAGCGACGCAGAGGGUCCGAAGUCAUCGUACUCCGACGCGUCCCAGACCGCCAGCUCGUGCUGUCCUGCAACGUGCACGCCACCGCGGACCUCUUGCAAGUCGAGAUGAACACGCUCUCAGGCAAGAACCUCAUCCACGCGGUCUUCAACGCCUCCGAGUCGUCGGAGCCAGUCACAACGAAAGAUCUCGUGAAGCUAGCUCGCACAGCAGCCUUCCAACAAGGCAUCCUGACUUCGACCAGCCAAGAGAUCCGCUUGCUCGUGGACGCACGCGUGAUCCCCGAUAACGCCACGUGGUGGUCGCAGACCAUUCGCGCAGCGCCACCGAAACGACGAAUCCGCCAGAAGCAGGACGUCUCAAGAACCAAUUUUGAGCAAAACAUCGUUUCGUUCCUCAACUGA
Molecule: messenger RNA, 624 nt
Organism: Symbiodinium natans
Lineage: Eukaryota; Dinophyceae; Suessiales; Symbiodiniaceae
Source: the annotation of a GenBank genome assembly